This is a messenger RNA of Tremella mesenterica DSM 1558, 838 nucleotides long. RefSeq lists its product as uncharacterized. Lineage: Eukaryota; Fungi; Basidiomycota; Tremellomycetes; Tremellales; Tremellaceae. The coding region runs from base 62 to 799 and encodes 245 amino acids. The record is from RefSeq and is a predicted model, not a curated record. Gene Ontology annotation, cellular component: nucleus. The transcript is spliced from 3 exons.
AAGAAUCCCAGCCGCUAUCUUCCUAAGUGUGUAAUCAUCUUUUAAUUCAUUUUUGAAGGGUAUGACUCAACAUCAAGCGGUAUUCCUCCGUCUUCCCUCCCCACUAUCCCCUCGACAACUAAAUCUUCACCCCUCCACACCCCUCUCCUCUCUCAUCCCCGAAUCAUGGGACGCAUACAUCCGUACCGCCUCUCGUAUCCUCGACCCUCAGGCGACUGUGGGGGAUCUACAUGAUGACAGAGGUUCUUACCAUCCGAUAAGCUUGGAGGUAUGUGCCAGAAUACGAGGAGGAAAAGGAGGCUUUGGGACACAAUUACGGGCUGCGGGAGGGAGGAUGAGUGCUGGUAAGACGAAUACCGAUUCUUGUAGGGAUCUGUCAGGAAGAAGGAUAUCUACCCUGAAAGAGGCUCAAAGACAAGCAGAACUGCUCGAAUCAGCCCCAGCGAUCAAAGCAGCUGCAGCCGCCGCGGAAAAGGCAAAGCUGGAAGCUUUAGAACGAAAACUCGGUAUUGUCCCUCCUUCCCGCACCGGAGAAUCCAGCUCUUCCGGGGACUCCAAUGGUAAAAGAAUGGCAGAGGUGGAUUUGGAAGAAUUGGCCAAGAAGAAACACAAGUUUGAUGAUCAUGCGUUUUUGGAGGAAAGUAGGGAGAUUAAUGAGAAUGUCAGGUCUGCCGUUUCCAUGGCCAUGUUACUGAAAAAGAAGAAAAAGCCUAAACCGAAUGCUACUCUGGUUUCGAAGGACAAAGAUACACUUUCGAUGCCACCUCCCAUAACCACCGCUAAAGCUACCCCUGCAUGAAUCCGUUGUACUGUUACAUUCAUGUAUCUCUGCAUAAGC